AUGUCGCCAGAUAAAGAGAGGGGUAGGAUUGAAGCGACGGACCUUGUAAAAUGGGAUGGGCCUGAAAACCCAAUGAAUUGGCCGAAAUGGAAGAGACUAGGCCAUGUUGCCUUGGUUAGCAUUAUCAUCUUUCUGGUGAACCUCUCUACGACCAUCUCCGCUCCAGGUUCUGGUAUCCUUAUGAAAGAUUUUCAUCAGGACAAUUCAAUCAUUAGAAACUUAACAAUUAGCAUAUUCCUCCUCGGCUUCACUCUUGGUCCUCUGGUCAUGGCACCACUAUCCGAGCUUUACGGGCGUUUGAUUGUGUACCAUCUUUCAAUCGCCACUUUCAUUGUAUUUCUUAUGGGCUGCGGAUGGAGUGAAAGUAUCAUCUCGUUCCUAAUUCUCCGUUUCAUUGCUGGAUGCGCGGCUUCGUCUCCCUCGACCAUUGGUGGAGGAACGGUCGCAGAUGUCAUUCCAGUCCAGGAGAGAGGAGCCGCCAUGGCUGUAACAGCAGUGGGACCGAUUCUGGCACCUGUGAUUGGCCCUGUUGUGGGAGGAUUUGUCGCACAACAACUUGGCUGGAGAUGGACAUUUUGGCUUGUUGGUUUUGCCGCUUCAAUCUGGCUUGUUGUAGCCAUGAUCUUCAUGCAGGAGACUUAUGCGCCAAUACUACUUAAACGAAAAGCUGCGCGACUUCGAAAGAUAACAGGAAAUGUGGGACCUCAAGCCGAAAGCGGAAAGAACCUGUCACCACUUGCUUAUCUUGGACGUGGAUUAUCUCGGCCGUUGAAGUUGCUGGUUCUAUCACCCGUUGUGCUGCUGCUCUCCAUCUACGUCGCGUUUGUUUUUGGGUUGAUGUUUCUCUGCUUCAGCACCUAUUCCGAAGUCUUCAUAGAGCAAUAUCAUUUCUCGGUCGGCGUUUCUGGAUUGACAUAUCUUGGGCAAGGGAUAGGCAUGAUCAUUGGUCUUAUUCUGUUUGGAGCUUUGAGCGACAGGAUUUUGAAAGCUAGAGCAGCAAAACACAAGGGAGAGACGACACCUGAAGAGCGGCUACCGCUAAUGAUAUACUUCGCCCCUAUUGUUCCAAUUGGGUUUUUCUGGUAUGGGUGGACUGCACAGGAGAAGGUUCAGUGGAUGGCGCCAAUUGUUGGAACAAGCUUUAUCGGCCUUGGUAAUUUGUUUGUUAUGUUGCCGGCCCAGAUAUAUCUCGUCGAUGCGUUUGGACCUGAGAGUGCUGCUUCAGCCCUAGCUGCGAACUCGCUCUUGCGAUCUCUGUUUGCUACAUUUUUACCUCUCACAGCUCCACGCCUGUAUGCAAGCUUGGGCUAUGGAUGGGGAAAUAGUUUGUUUGGAUUUUUGGGUUUGGCUUUCAUACCAGUGCCUGUUUUGUUUUAUAAGUAUGGGGCGUACUUAAGAAGCAGGUUUCAAGUUCGAUUAUAA
This is a messenger RNA of Hyaloscypha bicolor E, 1422 nucleotides long. RefSeq names its product putative MFS transporter. Bases 1 to 1422 code for a protein of 473 amino acids. The record is from RefSeq and is a predicted model, not a curated record. The transcript has 4 exons. Lineage: Eukaryota; Fungi; Ascomycota; Leotiomycetes; Helotiales; Hyaloscyphaceae. Gene Ontology annotation, molecular function: transmembrane transporter activity. Gene Ontology annotation, biological process: transmembrane transport.